Molecule: messenger RNA, 1272 nt
Organism: Verruconis gallopava
Lineage: Eukaryota; Fungi; Ascomycota; Dothideomycetes; Venturiales; Sympoventuriaceae
Exons: 3
Coding region: 1-1272 (423 amino acids)
Source: RefSeq, a predicted model, not a curated record
AUGGCCAGCUUAUUCCGCUUUGCUCUGGGCUUCUGCUUUACCACGGUGGUCCUUGCUGCUUCCUCCACUUCUUCGUCCUCCUCGGCCACUUCUUCAAGAACUUCGACGUCAGCCCCAGCCGCGGCUUCGGCGUCGUCUGCGGCCACGCCCGAUGACACUGCUCAAUUUGGAACCGUCCAGCAGAUCUUGGGAAAUAUGGAUCGAACGGACAUCGACUUUGCCGAUGGCUUGGCCAUUGACGUGCUGUCUCCCAAGAAUCGUACAUUUGUCGUGACGCAGAACAAGAAUCCCCUGGGCGCCCAGUUCGUCACCAACUCGACCGGCGAGAACUUCACCGCCUUGCUUCCGUACUCCUACGUCAUAAAGCUCAAUGAGACCGCCCAAGAUUUGAUCGGUAAGGUAGAGCUGCCGUACGAUCCAGCGCAGCUGGCUGCUACUGGAUUCAACCCGGCCAACACGUACGUGGGAAGGUUGGCUCCUGAUGGCAAGUCGUGGGACAUUAUGGAGAAUCAGCGCAACGUUCACGUGACGGAGAACAAGACGAGGAUAAUCAAGAUGACGAGCAUGGAUGGCGAAUACCUCUUGCUCGGGCGCAAGUCUACUGACACGGCAAACAUUUUCGUUCAAUACGGCCAAGGGGAAACCCGCACGGCCAACUUCACCGGUGGGCCAGGAGUCCAGCAGUCCGAAUUCAUCGACGGCUUGCGCUUCACCGUGGAAGCCAACAGCCCGAUACGCAUGAACGUCGAGAUCAGGAGUCCUGUGAACACCAGUCAGAUCCCCGCAGGAAUGCGUCUGCUAAACAGCUUUUCGUACGUCGUGAACACGUCGACCCCGACGGCCACGAAUCAAUCGGCUCUUCGAAGCGCCAAGAUCGACUUCCCCAUCAAUCCUGCGCUGCUCAGCCGAGCGCUGGGCAGCGGACAAGCCGGAAACGGCACUGCGCGGACCCAGCGAGCCGACGUCGAAAGGGCCGAGGUCAUGAUCGCCAGGCGCGACAGCGGCGCGACGAACGCCAAGUUCGCCGCCGUCUCCAAGCAGACGACGAAGCUAUCCGGUGCAGUCGACAAGGUUCAGCUUCAGCAGACCACGUCGUUGGAUGGAGAGUACGUCCUUCUUGUCUCGCCCACCACGCAGUCCGUCGGGGAACAAGCCAACGGCGGCCAGGAGAAGAAGUCAGUCGCUUCGGCGGCCACGGGCCGCUUUACUGUCAGACCAUAUCUGGGCUCGACGCUGCUCUCUUUCCUGGGCGUACUCAUGCUAUUGCUGUAG